This is a messenger RNA of Scedosporium apiospermum, 2484 nucleotides long. RefSeq lists its product as uncharacterized. Gene Ontology annotation, biological process: anaphase-promoting complex-dependent catabolic process; protein K11-linked ubiquitination; positive regulation of mitotic metaphase/anaphase transition. The transcript has 3 exons. Bases 1 to 2484 code for a protein of 827 amino acids. NCBI's taxonomy places the organism in Eukaryota, Fungi, Ascomycota, Sordariomycetes, Microascales, Microascaceae. The record is from RefSeq and is a predicted model, not a curated record. Gene Ontology annotation, cellular component: anaphase-promoting complex.
AUGGCGCGGUAUCUCACACCCGCCAAAAUUGGCCUUUUAGCUCUGAUCGAGCUAUACGCGGACGAGGCCGUUACGGCCGAUGCCAUCCUCCCCGUCCUCUCUUUCAUAACCUCCCACCUCGUCGACACCGCCACCAACCUCAGCUCCUCACCAUGGCACAAAGCCGAACGCACCGCCAACCUCGUCACCGACAUCUACGAGUUUGAAAAGGUCUUAUCACCGCACCCCGUCGUCCUAGGGAUGCCGGGCCGUCGUCUCUGGGACAGCUUCCUCCAAAAGCUGUGGGACAUCAACUCUCUUGAUGCCAUGCACGAGUUCUUCUCGCGGCUGCGUCUCCUGCUGCAACCUACCAAGGAGGAGCUGCGCCGUAUCGCCCAGGAGACGGGGCAGAUGCCCGAACCUGAUGGCGGGAUCCGGCUCUGUAAGACGUCUAUUUUUGGAAUUUUCGUGAGGAGAUGUCAGUUGGAGUUUGCGCGGUUGAGGUUUCAUGACUCGGCGGAUUUGUGGAAGAGUUUUGUGAGGUAUCGCCAGCCGACGGCGCAGUAUCUCAAGAAGAAGAACCCGGCGUUCGAGAAGCUGAGCUUCGAUCAGGUCUUGUUGGUGGGCGAGUUGGAGGAUCCGGACUUUGAGGGGUUGGCGGCUGCUGUUUACGGGGAUGGGCUGGUGGGGAGCUCGUCAGCUGCCCUUCCGAUCAGCACUGAUGAUUUGGAGGGUUUACUCGAGUUUCAGGUCGAGCAGAUGCAGCAAUAUGGCAACCGCGUCCCACUUGAGACACGGCAGAAGCUGCAAGACUUAAUGCAGGACAGCUUGCUAACCCCAAGCGUAUCCCACUAUGUAAAAUUUCUCGAUAGUUGGAGAGCAGGUGACCUACCCAAUGCCUUCGACUAUCUCCACCGCUACUUCGACUACACCAUGCAAAACCGCGAUCGCCUCUUCUACCAAUACGCCCUAAUGAACCUCGCCGUCCUCCAAGCCGAGUUCGGCUGCUACGCCGAGGCCGUUGACGCCAUGCUCCAGACCGUGUCCACCGCCCGCGAGAACCGCGACAUGACCUGUCUCAACUUCGCCCUCAACUGGCUCUUCCACUUCGGCCGCGCCCACCCCAGUCUCGUCGCCCACAUCGACCCCGCGAGCACUCUCGGUUCUGCCAAGGAGACCCUCGCGUUCUUGCGUGUCCGCGCCAAGGAGACGGGCAUGUGGACGUUGUGGAGCUCCGUGCUUCUCAGCGAGGCGAAGCUCACCUUGUCGAAUGGCGAGAGUGUGGCUACGGCUCUGGAAAACGUCGUUCGGGCCUCGCAGGUUAUCGUUGAGCGCAAUGCCCGAAACAUGUUCGCGCCGCAUCUUAUGCUCGUCGCUUCGCUCUGGGAUCGUCUCGGUUUAUCAAACUUAUCCACCGUCACUUGCGAGGUAGCCCUCCGGGCACAUGCGCCCCAUGGUGUCUUCGAGGAUGAGUUACGCCUCACUUGCAAACUUGCCAUGGAUCUAGCCGGUCGUGGGCGCUACGAUGACGCUCUCCGGCUCCUAGAUGACAAGCUCAACCCCGAUGGCACCUUAGUAACAACAUCAACCACUACGCCCUCCGCCUCGGCAGCACCACAUACCCUACGCGCCGGGAAACCCCAGCAAUACUGGCGCAAAUACCGCGGCAUAAUCAAACUCCGCCGCGACCUCGCCCGCUCCGACCUCGACGGCGCCUCCGACCUCCUCUCCCAACUCCUCCAGUCCAAAUUCGACGAUCUAGAACCAGACAUGGCGCUUUCCAUCGACCUCCUACACGUCGACUACCUCACCCGCCUCGGCGACCUCCCCCGCGCAUUUUCCCUCGUCGAGGAUCUCCUCGCCCGCACGUCAGACGAAAUCCCCCCCGCGCAACCCACCGACUCGACUACCACAACCCCUACGCCGGACAUCGCGUUCCGCAUCCGCCUCCUCCUCGCUAAAGCAAACCUCUACAUCAGAUCCAACCACCCAACCCGCGCCUUCUCCCUCGCGACACGCGCCGCCUCGCUAGCGCACCGCUCCCGCCUCCUCCCCCUACUCUGGCACUCCGUCGCCUCCCUCUCCUCCAUCCUAACCUCACUAUCUGAAUUCUCCGCCUCCUCCCGCCUCCUAUGCGCCGCCCUGCCCCGCGCGCUCGAAUACGACGACACACACCUCGCAGCCACGCUGUACGCCUCCCUCGCCGACGCAGAGAUGGGAUUAGCCGGCCAGGCUGCCCCCGGUUCGCGCACCCGCACGGAACAUCUUACCAGGGCCAACGACGCCCUCGACAGGGCCUUUGCGUACUUUGCCGAGGUGGAGGAGAGUGUGAGGGCGAGGGAGGUCAUUGCGAAGCGGGCGGCCGUUAUGAAGGUUUUGGGCGAGAAGGCGUUGGCGGCGCAGUAUUCGGCCAAGUAUGUGGCUUUGGUGGAGAGGGAGGAGGCGAGGAGGAAGGGGAGCGGGGUGGAAGUGGUUGGGAGGAGUUCGGGACUUUUUACUACUUGA